GCGAAGUCAAGGGAGCCGGGAUGGUUUGAUGGUGAGUUAACUGGUUUACUCGACGUCAAACCCCGCAGUUCUGCUCUUAGCGGGCAGCGGACCCUCCAUUGUCGAAUCGAAGCAGGUGACGGAAUCGUCAAAUCACUGUUCACGGGGAAAGGAAGACACACCUACCUACCCUCAGCAUCGUCUAUUAUUCCAUCCCAUAUAGCCCGAAGCCAUAGCCGAAGCCAAGAUCCAGGGCAACUCACGCAAUGGAACCGCAAGAUCGCGGGCCGUGGGAGGCUUCGGAGGGCCCCUGUUACGUCGCCCUCACCUACGACGUCCUCGACGCCGCGUCCGUCAUGAACCGAGUCCGCUCGCCGCAGGCCGGAGCCAUCGUACUCUUCUCCGGCACCACGCGCGACAGCUUCGGCGACAAGCCCGUCAAGGAGCUGCAGUACAGCGCCUACAUCCCGCUAGCCCUGCGCACCAUGCUGUCCAUCGCCAAGGGCGUCCUCGAGAGGCACGGCCUCAAGGGCGCCGCCAUGGUCCACCGCCUCGGCACCGUGCCCAUCGGCGAGGAGAGCAUCCUGAUCGCCGUGUCGUCGCCGCACAGGCAGGCGGCCUGGAGGGCGGGCGAGGAGGCCCUGGAGGAGUGCAAGGCCAAGGUCGAGGUGUGGAAGCGGGAGGAGUUCCACGGCGAAGAGGGCGUGUGGAGGGCGAACCGAGACGGCAUCGCGGGGCAGAAGGUGCCCGACGCGGAGAAAGAGGCCGGGGACCAGACGCAGCCAUGAUCCCAUGAUUCCGCGGCUCUCGUUUAGAAACGGAAAAUCCAA
Messenger RNA from Colletotrichum navitas, 809 nucleotides. RefSeq names its product Molybdopterin biosynthesis MoaE. Bases 246 to 767 code for a protein of 173 amino acids. The transcript is spliced from 2 exons. Gene Ontology annotation, cellular component: cytosol. Gene Ontology annotation, biological process: Mo-molybdopterin cofactor biosynthetic process. Gene Ontology annotation, molecular function: molybdopterin synthase activity. The record is from RefSeq and is a predicted model, not a curated record. NCBI's taxonomy places the organism in Eukaryota, Fungi, Ascomycota, Sordariomycetes, Glomerellales, Glomerellaceae.